Messenger RNA from Meloidogyne enterolobii, 463 nucleotides. The record is from the annotation of a GenBank genome assembly. Lineage: Eukaryota; Metazoa; Nematoda; Chromadorea; Rhabditida; Meloidogynidae.
UUAUUUUUGCUCAUUUUUAAAAGAGGAGGGAAUUUUAGUUAUGCCGUAUGGACAUUCGCUUCAACGUGUUAUUCGUAAAUCAGAAAAAUUGUUUAAAACUCGUGAUCUAAGUGCAGUUACGUUUUCUCAUUUAAUUCCUGUAAAUAUUGAUGACAAUUCUCUUUCAAAUGGAUCUGUUUCGCUUCCACUAAUUCAACCUACUUCAUUACAAUUUUUGUGUAGAAACAAAAUUCGACAAUUAAUUCGCCAAAAACUUCUUGUUGACAAACCAGUUGAAAUUUUUUCGCUUUAUGCCAAAAAACAUGCCAAAAAAGCUUCUAGUAGUGACGAAAGAAAUCAACGGAAUCCUUCAAGGGACAAUCUUUUCCCUCCUAGGCCUAUGGUCUUAAAUCCACAUUUGCCUCAACUUUUGCCUUUAAGAACUCGUUUUACUUCUGUUGGUAUGUUUUUUUACUGUUGGUAA